Molecule: messenger RNA, 1884 nt
Organism: Patella vulgata (common limpet)
Lineage: Eukaryota; Metazoa; Mollusca; Gastropoda; Patellidae
Product: putative zinc finger protein 840
Exons: 3
Coding region: 361-1449 (362 amino acids)
Biological process (GO): regulation of transcription by RNA polymerase II
Molecular function (GO): DNA-binding transcription factor activity; RNA polymerase II cis-regulatory region sequence-specific DNA binding
Source: RefSeq, a predicted model, not a curated record
CCGCGUCAAGAAUCAAGAUACAACCUUACUGUGUGAGGGCAAACCGGAAGUGAUGUUAGAUUGCUGGCGGUUAGCUCAACUCGUCAAUUGUUACUUGAUUAUUUGUACUGGCUCUCUGAGGUCAAGAAAGCAACGUUUUCCAAGUUCACAAAUUGUCUACGAUAUCAGCGUGACUGGACGCGGACGUUAACACACCUGAUCACUGUAGUUGUCACGACAUUGACUUGCAAGGUUUGAUGGAAGACAGAGUUAUUGUUUUAAAACUUGGAAGUCAAGACUCGGCUAGAUUUAUUUAACACUUUAUACAACUAUAAAAUUUAAACUACAGGCCUACACAUAUCGGAUACAAAGAAGUGAAUAAUGGACAUGGAAACUAAUGAUGGUAACACUUUUCAUCAAUGUGUUGUUUGUGAUGAGAUUUUUCAACAACUUGAUGAUUUAGAAACACACAAUAAAGUGCAUGUUAAAGAAGAGAAAAUUGAUGAUGAAGAUGGAUAUUGUCAUGUUCAGUUUGAGGAAAAUAAAAUUGAUGUAGAUGAAUAUUGCCACAAUAAAAUACAUGUUAUAGAAGAGAAAACUGAUAAUGUAGAUAAAUAUUAUCAUGUUAAAAAGGAGAAAACUGACGAUGGAGAUGACUUUUGUGUUAAAGAAGAGAAAACUGACGAUAUUGAAACUGUUUUUCAGUGUAAAUUAUGUGAUGAAGAAUUUAACUCCAAUACAGAUUUAGAGAAACAUUGUAAAAUACAUGUUAAAGAAGAGUUGAACACUGAUAAUGAUAGUGAUAUAGACCUACAAUCAGCUUACUCUCAUGCUUUAGCUAACCGUUAUAAAUGUGAUAUUUGUUUCAAAUUGUUUAGUCAUAGGAGUAAUCUACAGAGACACAUAAAGGGUCAUGCAGUAGAUCAGUUACUGUCCCCCAUUGGUUUGGGCGAACAUUACGAUCUCGGUUCAGUUAAGAAACUUCCCUUAGCAAGAAUCACAAAUAGACUAGUUCAAGGCAUUGUUGCUAAAUUUCCGAACAAUGGGGAGCACCUGUCUAUAAUUAGGGCCUUACAUGACGACUGCAUAACGUUUACUGACAAUGACACUCGAAGUAGGCUGACCCGACUGAAGACUAAGGCUAGGAAGCUGGGUAAGCAUAUAAAGACUUCCAAUAAAUCUUUUAAAUUUUAUGACGAUUACCUUGACAGCCCCUUUUUCCCCGUGACAGUACACGAGACAUCAUCGGCAGAUACCAACACGACAAAUUCAGUUAAUAAAGAGACACAGACAUCUGUCGAUGAGACUUUGACCAAUCUAAAUAAGAAAAAUAAAUAUUUAUUAAGUAAGAUCAAUAGGGAUAAAGUAACAAUUUUCCGUUUAAAAAAUCAACUCAGGAAGACAACUAAACCAUUGAUUCGUGCGAAAGCUAAAAAUAAGAAAGCUUUGGCAAUUAAAAAGAUAGUUUAAGUUGCAACCUUGUGGGGAAGAAGUAAUUUACGUAAUAUUGUGUUCUUGAGAUACCAAUAACUUUGUUUUUAACCAAAUUUUCAUGUGGGCGUAUAUUGUCGGUGGCCACGUCCGUCCACAGGUCACAAUUUUUAUCCGGUUUAGACGACACUUGAAAUAUAGGUUUAUCUUAAUUAACUUUAUGGAUUUAUGGUACCUGGUUGUACGAAAAAUUAAGUUUUUUAGCUUGGGGACCCUUUAGAGGUAACAUUUUUAUAUCUGAUUUUAAAAACGGUUCAAAUACAUGUGUAUCACUGUUAUAUCUUAAUGAUGGUGGUAGAGUUCAAAUUUCGUCAAAAUUGGAUCGAAACUGACAAAAAGACCACUCUGUGUACUUGAAUAGUGUGAAAGUAUGUAAUACCAAGAUUGUAGACCCUCGAGAGGUCACAAUUUUAA